UCUGCCUCCAAGAUGGUAGGAAAGUUGUCGUUUCGGAGGGCAGAGGAGCGGCUCUCUGGUGUUAUGUCCUCGCAGUGCCUGUAGUGGUGCUGUAGGAGGCUGCUGCCUCUUCUUGUGCAGCUCCGGCAGCCCUGCCUUCUUGGCUGGAGAGUAUAUUCAGGGAUUUCCCCUUAAUAAUCACCGACCCUGGGAGCACUUUUUAGUUUCCAAAAUAAAAAUAUGAUCCUCACCCCUCUUGCUUGACAGGGAAAGGCUCUCGCCGGAGCCCAGGGGGGAGCAGUAGCAGCGGCGGCCGAGCUUCCUAGUCCAUUGCCAGCGCCUCUCACUCUGAUCUGUCAGACCAGCCGAGGGAAAAGGGGGGAAGGAGAAAAAAAAAAAACCAGCUGAAAGACAAUCUGCUUCAUCUUGAUUCUGCAGCAUUCCAAACUGUGGUAUCCUUGGGGUUCUCUUAUCAUUGCUAUGGUGCAGAAGAUUUAAAAUCAGCUGAUGUUCACAAGGAAUAGAGUCACGUGAUGUAUGAAGGGAAACAUAUACACUUCUCUGAGGUUGACAAUAAGCCCUUGUGCUCAUAUAGCCCCAAACUGUGCAAGCAGCGGCGACUCAACGGCUACGCUUUCUGUAUCAGACACGUUCUGGAGGACAAGACUGCCCCCUUCAAGCAAUGUGAAUAUGUGGCCAAGUAUAAUAGCCAGCGCUGCACCAACCCCAUCCCUAAAUCAGAGGACCGCAGGUACUGCAACAGCCACUUGCAGGUACUUGGCUUUAUCCCGAAAAAAGAGAGGAAGAAAAAGAAUGAUCCUAUAGAUGAGGUAAAGGUCAGGCACCAGAUGGAUACCAUGGCCUUUAGCCUGACGGUGCCCACGUUGGCCUUGAAGAUGCCCAAUGGACUGGAUGGAAUGUCCCUCUCUCCACCGGGGGCAAGGGUCCCGCUCCACUACCUGGAAACUGAGUUGGAAGACCCAUUUGCUUUCAACGAGGAAGAUGAUGACCUAAAGAAAGGGGCAACUGUGAGAAAGAAGUUGCAGAGCAAGUUGGCCCAGAAUCGGCAGCGCCAGAGAGAGACAGAGAUUUUAAAAGUUCGACAAGAGCACUUUAGUCCCCCUCCUGCACCUUCUCAGCAGCAGCCUCCGCAGCAGCACUCCCACCUGUCACCUUUAUCCACUUUAAAACCUCCAGCGCCACCGCAGGGUCUAGUCUGCAAGUCACCUCAACCUCAGAACACCAGCCUACCAAUGCAGGGAGUGGCCCCCACUCCACACACUAUAGCACAAGACAGGCAGUUGUCUCACAAGAGGCCUCUGCCCCUCCUGCCAUCUAGUAGGGCUCCCGUCGUGGACCCGCCCAGGACUGACCGGGUCCUUAUGAAAGCCACAGCCUUCUCUCCACACUUCUCUUGUAUAAGUCGACUGCAGAGACUGGUGAAACUGUGCACCCAGAAACAUCAGCUGGACACUGAUCUGUUUCCCCAUUUAGGGUUGGACUGGUCUGAAGAGAGUGGAGAAGAACUGGAGGACUCAGAGCAGGCCUCGCCAUACCAGGUUGCCUGGUCCAUCCGAGAGACCCUCAGAUAUGAAAGACACAUGUCGGAUGAUGAUGAUACAGAGAGUAGGAGCUCCAGGGUGACCCAACUUUGCACUUACUUUCAGCAGAAAUAUAAGCACCUCUGCCGCCUGGAGCGGGCAGAAUCUCGUCAAAAGAAAUGCCGGCACACGUUUAGGAAAGCUUUGCUGCAGGCGGCCAGUAGAGAGCCAGAAUGUACUGGCCAGUUGAUCCAGGAACUACAGAGAGCUGCAUGCAGUCGGACCAGCAUAAGCCGGACCAAGUUGAAGGAGGUGGAGUCAGCAGCAUGCAGUGGGACCGUGAAGGGUGAACAGUGCACCAACAAAGCCCUUCCAUUCACCAGACAUUGUUUCCAACAUAUCCUCUUGAACCGCUCUCAGCAACUCUUCUCAAGUUGCACGGCCAAGUUUGCAGACGGACAGCAGUGCUCUGUGCCCGUGUUUGACAUUACACACCAGACACCUCUGUGUGAAGAACAUGCCAAAAAAAUGGAUAAUUUCUUGAGAGGAGAUAGCUCCCGUAAAGUUCAGCACCAGCAGCAGAGGAAACCCAGGAAAAAAACCAAGCCUCCUGCACUUACCAAAAAACACAAGAAGAAGAGAAGGCGUGGACCUCGUCGACCCCAAAAACCCAUUCCCCCUGCAGUGCCUCAGGGGAACCUCAGCAUGCCCACCAGCGUCUCACUGCCAGUGGAGGCCUCUCACAUCCGGAGCCCGUCCACGCCAGAGCUGAGUGCUGAUGAGCUGCCGGAUGACAUUGCCAAUGAGAUCACUGACAUUCCACAUGACUUGGAAUUGAACCAGGAGGACUUUUCAGACGUCCUGCCGCGGCUACCUGAUGACUUACAAGAUUUUGAUUUUUUUGAAGGCAAGAACGGGGAUCUCCUCCCCACCACCGAAGAGGCCGAGGAGCUCGAACGGGCCUUGCAGGCCGUGACUUCUCUCGAGUGCCUGAGUACCAUCGGGGUGCUCACCCAGUCAGACGGUGUACCCGUCCAGGAGUUGUCAGACAGAGGAAUAGGGGUGUUCUCCACAGGGACUGGAGCUUCAGGAAUUCAGUCCCUGAGCCGAGAGGUAAACACGGACCUGGGGGAGCUGCUGAAUGGGCGUAUAGUACACGACAAUUUUCCUAGUCUAGAGCUGGAUGAGAACCUGCUCCGUUCUGCUACCUUGUCUAACCCACCUACACCCCUGGCAGGGCAGAUCCAGGGGCAGUUCUCUGCCCCAGCCAACGUUGGCCUUACUUCUGCCACUCUGAUCAGCCAGAGUGCACUUGGGGAGAGAGCCUUCCCAGGACAGUUUCAUGGACUUCAUGAUGGCAGCCAUGCCUCCCAGAGGCCACACCCUGCCCAGCUGCUGAGCAAGGCAGACGACCUAAUCACCUCACGACAGCAAUACAGCAGUGAUCAUUCACACUCCUCGCCCCAUGGAAGCCAUUAUGACAGCGAGCACGUGCCGUCCCCCUACAGUGACCAUAUCACCUCUCCCCACACAACAUCUUACUCUGGUGAUAACAUGGCAGCUACCUUUUCAGCAGAGAUGCCCAUCAUGGCGCAGCACUUGCUCCCAACCCAACUUGAGGUGCCACUUGGAGGAGUCGUAAACCCCAGGACUCACUGGGGCAAUCUCCCUGUCAGCCUCGGAGAUCCCUCUCCAUUUAGCAACCUUCUCGGCGCAGAUGGACAUCUUCUUUCCACUUCCCUGUCCACACCACCCACCACUUCGAACUCAGAGACCACACAGCCUGCCUUCGCCACCGUGACCCCCAGCAGCUCCAGUGUGCUUCCGGGGUUACCGCAGACCAGCUUCAGUGGCAUGGGGCCUUCUGCUGAACUGCUGGCCUCCACCUCUCCCAAGCAGCAACUCCCUCAGUUCAGCGCAGCCUUCGGCCACCAGCUGAGUUCUCACAGUGGCAUCCCCAAGGACCUGCAGCCCAGCCACAGCUCAAUAGCGCCUCCCACAGGCUUCACAGUGACAGGUGCCACAGCUACAAGUACCAAUAAUGCAUCUUCUCCCUUUACCUCCCCUAACUGAGCGUAUCUGUGUGCUUGCAGGCAGGUGGGGAACCUGGUGUUUUCUAUCUUGUUUUCCUCUUUAUCACCCCUCUCCCCUUUUCCUAAAGAAGAUUUUAAAAAUAACAGAUGGGGACUAGAGGAGAACUCCCUUUUCCAGUUAAGCAAGUUACCCCGCAGUGGACCUCGCUUCAGUGUUCACAUGUGCUCCUUCGCACUGGUGCUCAUUCCCUCCUGGCAGGUCCACUCUCCCCCAAUGGUUUCCUUAGUGGCUCAGCACAGUGACUGGAUAGAAUCGACUUUUAGCAGCAAGUCCUAGAAGUGAAAGAUACCUCAGAUUACCAGUGCCCUUUACUAUUUCCUAGUAUUCAGAUCAAUGCUUUCCAUUCUAAUACCAGGUCUUUACAUAGGUGGUUCUAAAUAGAAUGAGCCUAUUCAUCGAGUUCCUGUGUUAAGAGACGGCAAAUGGUGUGUAGAGGCAGAUCAAGGCUCUGACUUAGCACCAACUGCUAAACAUCACAUGAGGCCAGGAUUCCAUUCCUAAUUGUGAUCCUGUUUAAUUAAAAAGAAAAAAAUUAGUCUUUUGACUGCCUGUGUGUAUGUGUGCACCCACGCGUGUGUUUUUGUGCAGGGCAGGAAGCAGCUGUCCCAUUGUUAUUUUUUUUUUCUUUCCUAAUGAGUAGAAGGCUCUUCUCCUUUCCCACAUCUCACAACCCUGAUAAGGUUGGUCAUUCUUUCCCACUGAGUUAACCGACUUUCCUGAAUGGAGAAGGGUGGUGGUCUGGUGGCGUGAAUAGCACAACCCUUUUCUGCUAAGUUAGCCCAGAACACAAAAAGCUGAAUUCAUGUCAGUGCCCUGCAGAUGUCGUGAAAAGCUUGCCUGGAGGGACUGCGGGGUUGCUGCGAUUCUGAGGUCUGGUGGUUGGUUAUAUUGCCUUUUUAGACAUGCAUUUGUUUCUAAAUCCCUCUUCCAUGGAAUAUAUUCGCAAGAUGUAAUUAAAAUAUUUUGAUGUGAAAAGCAGGAUAGGUCAGAUAGGUUUGGAAAGAUGGGAUCUGUGAACUCCUUGAUCCAUCUUUUGCUUUUGAAUUUUUCAUGUUUACAGUAGUGAUUCUUUGGUAAGAUUUGUAAAAUGUUGAAGACACUUGUAGAAUCAAUGUACCAGUUGUGAAGUGAUGUGUAAUAUCUGAAGGAUACACAUUUUAAAGUUUCUUUCAAAGCAGAAUAUGGAAAUUAGACAUAAAUUUUACCCACCCUUUGGUACUUUUAAAAUAAUUUAAGUAUUUAGGUUUAAGUUUGGGGAAAU
This is a messenger RNA of Balaenoptera ricei (Rice's whale), 4875 nucleotides long. It is a transcript of the gene INO80D, whose product is annotated as INO80 complex subunit D. The transcript has 11 exons. The record is from RefSeq and is a predicted model, not a curated record. The coding region runs from base 513 to 3593 and encodes 1026 amino acids. Lineage: Eukaryota; Metazoa; Chordata; Mammalia; Artiodactyla; Balaenopteridae. Gene Ontology annotation, cellular component: nucleus.